This is a messenger RNA of Penicillium verhagenii, 1788 nucleotides long. RefSeq names its product glycoside hydrolase family 3 protein. The record is from RefSeq and is a predicted model, not a curated record. The coding region runs from base 1 to 1788 and encodes 595 amino acids. Lineage: Eukaryota; Fungi; Ascomycota; Eurotiomycetes; Eurotiales; Aspergillaceae. Gene Ontology annotation, molecular function: beta-glucosidase activity. The transcript has a single exon. Gene Ontology annotation, biological process: glucan catabolic process.
AUGAACUCUGCCACAGAUGGAGAGGCUCAGGCCCUCUACCGUGAUAGCUCCAAGUCAAUCGAUGACCGAGUCGCAGAUCUGCUGAGCCGCAUGACUCUAGCCGAAAAGGCCGGCCAACUAUUCCACAACAUGCUGUUGUCCGGCCCCGAGGGCACCCUUGCGCCAGCAACGCCUGCUUUCGGACUGGAAGGCACCGAGCAGCUUUUAUCCGAAAAAUUCAUGAGCCAUUUCAAUCUCCUGGGCCAAAUCCAUAAUCCAGCGAAUACCGCCAAAUGGCAAAAUGCCCUCCAAGAACAUGCCAUCAAGCACACCCGCUUAGGAAUCCCCAUCACCAUCUCCACAGAUCCGCGCAACCAUUUUACCCACAACAUCGGCACUGCGUUCAACGCCGGCUCCAUGAGCUUAUGGCCCGAGACGCUCGGCUUUGCAGCCCUCCGUGACGUGGGUCUCGUUGAGCGAUUUGCCGAUAUCGCCAGACAAGAAUACGUUGCCAUGGGCUUGCGCGUCUCGCUCCACCCGCAGGUCGAUCUGGCAACGGAGUACCGCUGGGCGCGUAUCGCUAACACCUUUGGUGAAGAUGCGGAUUUGUCAGGCGAAAUGGUCCAGGCUUAUAUUCGCGGUUUCCAGGGGGGCAAGGAUAUUGGUUCGGGUAGUGUCUCUACUAUGACGAAGCAUUUCCCCGGCGGGGGGCCGCAGAUGAAUGGAGAGGAUCCUCAUUUUGCCUAUGGGCGCGAACAAGUUUACCCCGGAGAUAAUAUCGAGUAUCACCUCAAGCCCUUCCGGAAGGCUAUCGAGGCCGGCACACGCUUUAUGAUGCCUUAUUACGGCAUGCCGGUAGGCACUGAGUGGGAGGAAGUGGGGUUUGCGUUCAACAAAGCUGUUAUAUCGGGUCUCUUGCGGGAGAAGCUUGGCUUUGACGGUAUCAUCUGUACGGACUGGGGUCUUAUCACAGACGCUAAGAUUCUUGGUCAGGAUAUGCCGGCCCGAGCUUGGGGCUGUGAGGGGUUGACUGAGCUUGAGCGGGCGAAGAAGAUUCUCGAUGCGGGCUGCGAUCAAUUUGGUGGAGAGUCGCGCACCGAUUUAAUAAUUCAACUGGUCGAGGAAAAUCUGAUUUCCGAAUCUCGCAUUGAUCAGUCGGUCGCUCGCAUUUUGCGCGAGAAAUUCCUACUCGGUCUUUUCGAGAAUCCGUUCGUUGAUGUUGAGCGGGCUGGGGAAAUUGUUGGACAGCCUGGAUGGAAGAAAGAAGGAGAGUCGGCCCAAAGACGUGCCUUUACACUCCUUCAAAAUUCAGGAGGCAUUCUUCCCCUGAGGAAGGAAUACAAGAAGGUUUAUGUGGAAGGUAUCAGCGAGGAAGCUUUCAAGGAGCGGGGGCUUGAAUCGGUUCCCCUGGAGGAAGCCGAGGUUGCUUUCUUGCGUCUACAGUGCCCUUACGAGCCUCGUCCUGGUGGAUUCGAGGCGCAUUUCCAUGCCGGAUCAUUGGCUUUCUCUGAGGAAGAACAAGCUCGACUGGCGAAGAUAUUUUCCCAGGUCCCUGUAUCUAUUGUUGAUGUCUAUCUCGAUCGCCCAGCGGUAAUUCCCGAGAUCGCAGACCAAGCAACUGCCUUGCUGGUAAGCUAUGGUAGCAGUGAGAGUGCUUUCCUCGAUGUCAUCUUUGGAGACGCUCAUCCGGAAGGCAAGCUUCCGUUUGAUCUUCCUAGCAGCAUGGAGGCAGUUGAGAAAAGCAAGGAAGACCUUCCUUUUGACACAGAACGCCCUCUUUUCAAGUUUGGUCAUGGCUUGAGAUAUUAA